UAGAGCUCUGAAGAAGAUGACCGAGCAUGCUGACAACUGUUGGUCAGUUUCAGCUCAUGGUGGUGUUACAGUUAUGCUCAAGAUCUUGGCUGAAGUUGGUGCGAGUGUUCAGUUGAUAAGUUCAGCUUGUGGUGUUCUGAGGAACCUCAGUAAGGUCCAUGAGAUCAAGAGAUUCAUGAUGGAGCAUGGACUUGUUUCUCUUCUCAUUAACUUCUUGAGAUCAAAAGAAGAAGGCUCUCAGAUAGAAGCCAUUGAGUUUCUGCAUCAUUUGGCCGUUCAGGAUGGUGCCAUGAAGGAUAAUGUGAUUAAGGGAGGUGUAGUUGAGUCACUACUCAAGAUUCUCAAUCCCAAUUCUCUUCAAUCUUCCAAAGCUAGAGAGGUUGCACUUAGAGCAAUCCAAGGAUUAUGCUUCUCGUCAGUGAAUUCCAUCACUGGCUUAAUUCAUUGUGGAUUCCUUGAUCGAGUUCUCUUCUUUCUAAAGGAUGGUGAGAUUUCUGUACAAGAAUCAGCACCGAAGGCCACCUUUCAUCUAUGUGGGACUUCCCAAGUUGUUGUUAAGAAGGCCAUGGGUGAUGCUGGCUUCAUGGAAGAACUUGUGAAGUGGCUUGAGACCAAAUCACCUGAAGCCCAAGAAAUGGCUGCAGAGAUACUCUGUAGCUUGCUUUCCAUACAAAGGAAUCAGAGAAAAUUCAUUAGAGAAGAUCACAACAUCAGAAAGCUAUAAUGGGCAGAGAAAGAUUAUCUCGGCCGGGUAUGUGGAGCAUUUAGAGAAGUUUGCAGAGAACGGUGUGGUUGAUGCCAAGAAGAUUCUUAAGAAGCUGUCAGGUAACAGGUUUCAGAGUAUUUUCAGUGGAUUUUGGAAGUACACAUCAUUAUAGUCUCUGUUACAGUCACAUGCACGAGAGUUCAGAAGAACAUUGUAAGCAAUAGAGCAGGGAGAUAUUCCAACAUUCUUCAUGUUGGUGGUACUUAAAUCUUUAACAGAUUUGUAAUGAAAUGGAGAAAAUUCUUGGAA
Messenger RNA from Dioscorea cayenensis subsp. rotundata (Guinea yam), 1015 nucleotides. RefSeq lists its product as uncharacterized. NCBI's taxonomy places the organism in Eukaryota, Viridiplantae, Streptophyta, Magnoliopsida, Dioscoreales, Dioscoreaceae. Gene Ontology annotation, molecular function: protein binding. The record is from RefSeq and is a predicted model, not a curated record. The coding region runs from base 17 to 724 and encodes 235 amino acids. The transcript is spliced from 2 exons.